GAUGUGCCGUGAAAUUUUGCCCUCCCCCUCUCCCAUAGGGUACAUCCCGGUCGGAAACCACCGACAUCGAUUCUGCCACCGACCAAGCCACCGUGGGGUUCCCCACCGCGAAAGCCGCCGCCACCAUUACGGUAGAAGCCCCGCACCUUGAACCUUCCACCUCCUUUCCAACCCAACCACCAUUGUCCCAACCGCCCCAAUCUCGACCCAUCGCCGAGCAAGAGCCGGACUUCUUGUCUGUAAUUGUUGGUCUCUUGCUAUUGGUUGGAGCUUCUGUCAUCAUAUAUAAGGCUUUGGGCGCUCUAACCUAGAUGAUGACAUAUGGAUUCGAUCCCUACGUCCCAGAAAUCAACGUCCAAUCGGUUUCGUUCUCCGUCCAAAAUAUCUCCUCAGCUCACAUAACUACGGAAGGAGAAAUCAAAUUCAACAUUACAAAGGCUGCAGAUUGCGCAGUUUCGAUAUAUGACGACAUUGUGGUGUCGAUUUUUUACAAGGAAAAACCUCUUUCCAUGACAGCGAAGGGGAGGCUGUGGCCGAACGAGUGGAUGGGACCGGAGGAUUUGGCCGAUGCGCAGACGCUAAAUAUCUGGUGCCCCAAUGUGAAAGUUGAGAUUGUCGCAAAAACAGGGCUGGGGACAAUGGCCGGGGGGGGGGGGGGGGGGGGGGGGGGGGGGUUGGGGGCCAUUGAAAUGCAAAUACCAGAUGGUGGGAAAUGGCAUACUCCACAAUGGCCUACGUUACAAUUGCCAGUUGUGUCACACUAUUACUCACCUCACAGCCAUGUGAUGUUGUUCCCUCCCUUCGCGGCGAAGGUGGGUGCAACACUUUUUAGACCCAAGCGGUUGAUUGCAGAAGUGAAGGCUCGGAUUGCUAUCCGAGUGUGA
This is a messenger RNA of Rhododendron vialii, 884 nucleotides long. RefSeq lists its product as uncharacterized. The record is from RefSeq and is a predicted model, not a curated record. The coding region runs from base 312 to 884 and encodes 190 amino acids. NCBI's taxonomy places the organism in Eukaryota, Viridiplantae, Streptophyta, Magnoliopsida, Ericales, Ericaceae. The transcript has 3 exons.